Cynocephalus volans (Philippine flying lemur) is the source of this 3397-nucleotide messenger RNA. Its product is annotated as KIAA1958 ortholog. The transcript has 5 exons. Lineage: Eukaryota; Metazoa; Chordata; Mammalia; Dermoptera; Cynocephalidae. The coding region runs from base 135 to 2369 and encodes 744 amino acids. The record is from RefSeq and is a predicted model, not a curated record.
CGGCCGCUCUCCUCCCGCCCUCUCUCCCCUCCGUCCCGCCCGGGUUGCCCGGCUCCCGCAGGCCACCCCGCCGCCCGCGUUCCUAUGGACAGACGCACAGACACCUGCAGGAAAGACACUGCUGAUCCUGUAACAUGGAGGAUUGUCUUCAUACCUCAUCUGAAAAUCUGUCCAAAUUGGUCAGCUGGGCCCACAGCCAUGGGACUAUUUGCAGCCUCAUUCCAAACCUGAAACACUUGCUUUCUGAAGGUUCCCAUGGGAACUUGACAGCAAUGUGGGGCUGUAGUGCUGGCCAUGCUUAUCACUGGCCGCUAACAGCUACUUGCAGAGCUGGGUCCCAAGAGAGGGUCUGUUUCCAGGAUAACAGAAGUUUUAACUCUGAUAGUCCCAGUAUAAUUGGGGUGCCUUCUGAGACACAGACUAGCCCUGUCGAAAGGUACCCUGGAAGACCAGUGAAGGCAAAGCUAGACUGUAACCGGACCAGAGACUCCUGUGAUUUCUCUUACUGCAGUGAGCCUUCUGAACUGGACGAAGCUGUUGAGGAGUAUGAAGAUGACAACACCCUGUUUGACAUGGUUUGUGAGUCUUCUGUUACAGAUGAGGAUAGUGACUUUGAACCCCAAACCCAAAGACCUCAAAGUAUUGCUCGGAAAAGGCCUGGAGUGGUCCCAUCUUCUUUGCAUUCAAGCUCCCAGGCGCAGAUGGUUGACGAAUGCAGCAAUGAUGUCAUCAUCAAGAAAAUCAAACAAGAGAUUCCUGAAGAUUAUUACAUUGUGGCAAAUGCAGAGCUGACUGGAGGGGUAGAUGGACCAGCUCUGUCACUGACACAGAUGGCAAAACCCAAGCCUCAGACUCAUGCUGGUCCCUCCUGUGUAGGGUCUGCUAAGCUGAUUCCCCAUGUUACAUCUGCCAUCAGCACGGAGCUAGACACACAUGGUAUGUCUGCGUCCCCCUCUGUGAUCUCCAGACCAGUUGUCCAGAAGACUGCUAGGGUAUCUCUGGCCUCACCAAACAGAGGACCUCCUGGUGCCCAUGGCACCAGCCAGCAGGUGGCCAUGCAGAUGCCUGUGAGCACAUCCCAUCCUAACAAACAGAUCAGUAUCCCUUUGUCUGCCCUGCAGCUGCCUGGACAGGAUGAGCAAGUUGCUUCUGAAGAAUUCCUGCCACAUCUGCCCAGCCAGGUCUCCUCCUGUGAGGUGUCCCUUUCUCCCUCAGUUAACACAGAGCCAGAAGUGAGCUCCAGUCAGCAGCAACCCCCAGUCGCUCCAACCAUCACCACUGAGGCCACAGCACAGUGCAUACCAGACCAGGAUGAAAGAGCAGCUGAGCUCAGCAGGGAGCAGAACGAGAAAACCAUCCGGAGCACACAGACUGCGCUCCGCAAUUUCCCUUAUUCUACUAAGCUCAACAAAUUUCCUGUAUUUAAUAUUAAUGAUGACUUGAAUGAUCUGUGUACCAGUGCAGUAAGCCCAAAUACCACCAAAGCCACGCGGUACGCCCUGAAUGUGUGGCGAUAUUGGUGCAUGACCAACGGGCUCAAAGAUCACACGGACAUCACCAAGAUCCCUGCAGUGAAGUUGAACGAGCUGCUCGAGAACUUUUAUGUCACCGUUAAGAAGAGUGAUGGUUCAGACUUCCUGGCCACCUCGCUCCAUGCCAUUCGCCGAGGCCUGGAUCGCAUCCUGAAGAAUGCAGGUGUGGGCUUUUCCAUCACGAGCAGCACCUUCAGUUCUUCCACCAAGAAACUCAAGGAGAAGCUGUGGGUGCUGAGCAAGGCAGGGAUGUCAGGUGCCCGUUCUCGCAAUAUCGUCUACUUUUCCCUUUCUGAUGAGGAGGAGAUGUGGCAGGCCGGGUGUCUAGGGGAUGACAGCCCUAUCACUCUGCUGUCCACUGUGGUCAAGUACAACAGCCAAUACCUGAAUAUGCGGACGCUGCAGGAGCACGCAGAUCUGAUGUAUGGUGAUAUUGAGCUGCUCAAAGACCCACAAAACCAGCCCUACUUUGCCCGGACAGACAGUGUCAAGCGGGAGAAUCGGAGCAGUUCCACUAGAGUGUGUCAUGGGAAAAUCUACCAUGAGCAUUCCAGGGGACACAAACAGUGCCCUUACUGCCUUCUGUACAAGUACAUGUACAUCCACCGGCCUCCCACCCAAAUGGAAGCCAAGUCUCCUUUCUAUCUUACUGCCAGAAAGGAGGCCACAGACAUGGGCAGUGUGUGGUACGAGGAGCAGAGGAUGGGACUACGGUCUCUUCGAGGAAUUGUCCCAAACUUAGCCAAGAAGGUCAAGCUGGAAAACUGUGAGAACUUUACUUUCGUCUCAUUUACUCAGGUCUCCAGGAGGCUUGGCUCCCACAGUUGCUGCCAAUGAGCCCUACUGGGUCGAGGCCACUCACUGCCCUGCUCGCCCUCAUAGGUGAGAGCUGCUCAGGCAGCCACAGCCAGCUCUGGAAGCAACCCACAGCUCUGAGGAAGCAGGGGCCGACCGUGCGUGACUUCAGGGUCAGGCUGCUCUCCAUCAGCAUGGCCUGCUAUUCCUGACUCGCAGUUUGUUUUUUAAAUGAAAGUAGAUGAAUCUGAGUAAUUUGGAUUGUUUUAUCCAAAUGUGUAUCACCUUUGUUAAAUGAUAGAAUCUAACACAAUGUAUAAUUGCUACAGACAAGAGUGAGGAAAUUCAUUUUAUCGAGUGCCUUUUUAGCACAGGUUUUCUCAAAAAGAAAAAAACAAAAAAGGAAACUUUAAGUAGUCAUUAAAAAAAUCCCGGUAGCCCAGUAGCUUUAGAAUGUUAUGAAGACUAUACACUUUGUUGAAUUCCAUUCAUAAUAAGGAAUUAGAAAGAGAGAGGCAGACAUGUUAACUAUUUGCAGGAGAAAAAAUGCACUGGACACCUUUUGUUGAUGGAUAACUUGGUUCUGCAGAGCAAGCAGCUUCGUUUGAGGGAAGAUCCUGGAACUGUACUCAGUCAUCUGAUAGGAAGGCAGGGGCUGCACUGACUGCUCUCAGCAGUGAAAGGAACUCAGUCUCUGUAGUCAAUGGGGACAAUUUUAUGAGAAAAGAUUAACGCACCAAAAGGGUGUUUGUGAGAACAAAGUUUCCAGUGAACUAGAUGGCUUUGUAUCAUGAGGGCAUUUCCACUAGUGAAAGAAAAUGGCUUGGGAAAGCCAACUGUGAUCAAAAUGUGAAACCUCUUGAAGCAGAAGUGCCUACGUUUUAUUUCUCAGCACCAUGUGACAGCUCUUUUUAUUUGAACAAUUUUUGGAGUUUUUAAUCUGUUCUCUGUGUCAUACAGUUGUUCUGUCAGCAUAAAGCACUGGAUCUGUGAAACAACUAAAGGUAAUUUUUAGGCUUAGCCAGGAAAAUCCAACAAAACAAGCUGCAAAGAAAACAAAUCCCAAAAUG